This is a messenger RNA of Bubalus bubalis (water buffalo), 927 nucleotides long. RefSeq names its product MHC class I polypeptide-related sequence A. The transcript has 3 exons. Gene Ontology annotation, molecular function: peptide antigen binding; signaling receptor binding. Lineage: Eukaryota; Metazoa; Chordata; Mammalia; Artiodactyla; Bovidae. Gene Ontology annotation, cellular component: external side of plasma membrane. Gene Ontology annotation, biological process: immune response; antigen processing and presentation of endogenous peptide antigen via MHC class Ib; positive regulation of T cell mediated cytotoxicity. The record is from RefSeq and is a predicted model, not a curated record. Bases 122 to 568 code for a protein of 148 amino acids.
UGGCGCGGUGAAUAGAUUUGUCCUCCGGACUUCCCCACAGCUCAGUUCUCCCCGCGGUUCCUCGGGUCCGCCAGCUUUCCUUCGGUCCCGGAGCCUCUGGCGGGCAGACAAGAUCUGGGCCAUGGGGCUCUCUCGUGUCUGGCUGUUUCUAGACGGCCUUGCCUUUUUUGUGCUCCUGGGUAACGCCGCCGUGCUCCCAGCCGUGAAUGUGAUCCGCAGCCAGGACUCAGAGGGCAUGGUCUACCUCACAUGCAAGGCUUUUGGCUUCUUUCCCCGCAAUAUCUCAGUGGUCUGGUAUUGGGACGAGGAACCCAUGAGCCGGGACGCCCAGGAGUCUGAUGGGAAUGGGACCUACUACACCUGGGUGACCAUAAGAAUUCCCCAAGGAGAGGAGCCGCGGGUCAAGUGCAUUGUGGAACACAGCGGGAAUCACAGUGCACACCUCGCACCCUUGGAGCCUAUUAGCCUACAAGACCUGGAUCAAUGCCAGACAGAGCCAACUGAUCAUAAUGGCCUCGCACACCCAGAAUUUCAGUCCUCGUGUCAGACUCCAGCUCCAUCAGUUUAACAGGGGAAGCUUAGAAUCUGCCGCCAGGAGGCCUGAAUUCAGUUCCUAGUUCUGGUCUUAAUAGUUCUUUUUCUUUUUUGUGUGCUCUUUAUUUAUCUUAGUAUUUUUAAAUUAUUUUUAUUUUGUUUUAUUUUUAACUGGAGAAUACUUGCAUUAUACUGUAUUGGUUUCUGCCAUACAGCAGUGUGAAUCAGCCAUAAGUGUACAUGUAUCUCCUCCCUCUGGAACUUCCCUCCCACCUCCCCCAUCCCAUCCCUCUAGGUCGCUGAACACCAGGUUGAGUACGUCGUCAGGUCCUGUUCCUCCCUGCCUGGUGCACAUUAAGGCAAUUGGAAUAAAGAACUCAUUCCAUAUCUGUU